Molecule: messenger RNA, 372 nt
Organism: Linum trigynum
Lineage: Eukaryota; Viridiplantae; Streptophyta; Magnoliopsida; Malpighiales; Linaceae
Source: the annotation of a GenBank genome assembly
AUGAAAGCACAAAUCACUCUCGCCGUCGUCUCCAUCCUCGCCGCGCUUUCGGCAGCCGGAGCAACGACCGGGUGGCAGCCGGUAAACGACCUGACGAGCGGCGGGAGCGUGAGGGAGGUGGCGGACUUUGCGGUGGCCACUCACAACCACUGGGUCCCGCUCCAUCAGCUGAGGCUGGUGCAGGUGGACACGGCGGAGCUCAAGGUGGUGGUCCCCAACGUGAAUGCGGUUUACCAGCUGGUGCUGACGACGGUCGACGGCGGCGUUGGUGGAGUCGGGACCCAGCAGUUCAAGGCGGUGGUUGGGGUUGUUACCUUGCGCUCGGGCCAGAACGUCAAGACGCUGCUCUCGUUUCUUCCUAAAUUGAUUUAG